Molecule: messenger RNA, 1235 nt
Organism: Arachis ipaensis
Lineage: Eukaryota; Viridiplantae; Streptophyta; Magnoliopsida; Fabales; Fabaceae
Gene: APX6
Product: ascorbate peroxidase 6
Biological process (GO): hydrogen peroxide catabolic process; cellular response to oxidative stress; response to reactive oxygen species
Molecular function (GO): heme binding; peroxidase activity
Source: RefSeq, a predicted model, not a curated record
CUGACCAACCAUCAUCCUCUACUGUGUUCAAUCUCCACCGCUUCAGCUUCAGCUCAACAACACAAACCCCUAACCAAUUUUCCCGCCAAAUCACAACGCCCAACUUUCUCAACCGUUAAUUUCCACCCCAACCACCCUCCUCCUCCUUCAUCUUCAGGUCCAAAUCUGGUGGUUGGAAGGAGAGGGCUAGUAUCCAUAGCCACUUUGCCAUGUCUUGUUCCCCUGACUCAGAUUAUGGGUUGUCUCCAAGCAUACGCUGCACAGCCUAGUACGAAGGAAUAUCUUCUAAUUAAAGAAGAAGUAAGGAAGGUAUUGUCGAAGGGAAAAGCUGCAGGCGUGCUUCGUUUGGUUUUCCAUGAUGCAGGAACCUUUGACAUGGAUGACAAGACAGGUGGUAUGAAUGGUUCUAUAGUUUAUGAACUUGAAAGACCUGAAAAUUCUGGCCUAAAAAAAUCAAUAAAGGUUCUUCAGAAAGCAAAGAUUCAAAUAGAUGCUAUCCAACCAGUAUCCUGGGGGGACAUGAUUGCUGUUGCUGGCGCCGAAGCAAUCGAAUUAUGUGGAGGUCCAUCAAUCCAAGUUUCUUUGGGCAGACUAGAUUCACUGGGGCCUGACCCUGAAGGUAAACUUCCUGAGGAAUCUCUCAGUGCUUCCAGUUUGAAGAAAUGCUUCCAGAGAAAAGGCUUUUCAACACAAGAACUUGUAGCUUUGUCUGGAGCCCACACUCUUGGAAGUAAAGGUUUUGGAAGCCCAACUUCUUUUGACAAUGCAUAUUAUAAGAUUCUUUUGGAGAAGCCUUGGGCAAAUCCAGGUGGCAUGUCAAGUAUGAUUGGCCUUCCUUCAGAUCACGCACUUGUUGAGGAUAACGAAUGCUUAAGAUGGAUCAAGAAAUACGCAGAAAAUGAGAACAUAUUCUUUGAAGAUUUCAAGAAUGCAUAUGUCAAGCUGGUGAAUUCUGGUGUGAGGUGGAAUAGCCUAUAAAUUUUAGAAAUUGAAUGUAAGCCGUUAUUUAUUUAUUUGUUUUUGGUGAUUUUCUGUUGAUGUUUAUGCAAAGUCUUAGUGAAUGUUUAGGGAGCUCAUAAUGUUUUGCCCACCAAGUAUAUAUAUAUAUAUACACAAAACAAAAAGUAGUUAAACCUAUUCAACUUUUGUCACUAGAGUAAUGAUGCAUUAUUUCGAAAAUUAAAUGGAUGACAAAAGUUAUUAUUGGCCUUAUUUGACCAAUACCAUUCUUAGGA